CGCCAGAAGCGUAUAUUUGUAAACAAGCAUGACUUUAAGAAAAGCUAUCGAAACACGUAAUAUAAGUAAAUGUGUUUUUAACUUAUCGGACUAUUUGUAUAGUUAUAAAUUCCUGUAAAAAAAAUUAUAAAGUUCCUUUCGCUGAUUUUAAAGAAAUAAAUCAUGGAUAUUGUAGAAAAAAGUAAAUCGGUUUGGACUGCUGCUAAAACGGACACUGAGAAAUUCGCAGCACUUAUGGUCAUCGCUAAACUUAUAAGAAGUGAGAAUCUUUCGGAAGAAAACACGAAAGAAAUUUUUCACGCUAUUGAUCAACGUUUUCUUCUGCGGUUGUUAGAAACCGAGGAAGAAGAAAGUGCGAUCCCAUACAAAACUCUUUCCAUCGCCAUAUUCUCCAGCUUCUGUAUGUUUCCAGACAUGUUUGAAUAUUCGAAUGUGAUGUGCUUUGUUCCCGCAAUGCUUGAAGUACUAAAUUCUGAUAAUUAUGAUGAGCUAAAUGCGUCAGUGAAUGAUUCUUUAGACAUUAUUGCCGCUAUGUUAGGAAAAGAUGAUUGUAAACAGCGCCUAUUAAACCCAGACAUUCUGAAUGGAUUGCUCAAGCAAUAUAAAAUGUCCAAACAGAUUAAAGUUUUAGCAGUGAUCAUGAUGAUCACACUUCAACCUGAAUAUAACAAAAAUCCUAGCGUAACUGAUUUAAUUAAUGAACUAGCUCACGAGUUUAAGACGGAUGAAACGAUGAAAAAGUUUGAAAUUUGCAAUUACUUAACAUCUCUAUUACUGAAAUAUACAGAUUGCUUGAGUUUAGAAACCAGUUGUGUCAUUCAAAAGGGUUUGUCAAACAUACUGCAGAGUAAAAUCGGAAAAACUCAAAGAGAUUCGGCUUUGAAGUUAGCCGGGAUCAUCGUGCACAGAUUCGGAUCUCGAUGGUUUGCCGACGACUCUGAUGGCUCUGAGCGCUUUUUUACAAUUUUAGUACAAAUCACUAGUGUCGAAGUUUGUAUGCUUUUAGAUGACAAAUCAGUUGACGAAGUCAGUAGAGAACUAUUUUUAUUAAGUUCUUGUUAUUGUAUAUUAGAGAGGGUUAUUGGGAUAAUGGUAGAAGAAAGCCUUUUUCAAGGAAAUCAAAAACCAAUUGAGCAAUUGCUGAAUUCUAUAAAUAUGGCUUUUAAAUCUAUUUUAGAUUUUAUAGGAAGCUUGUCAGCAUUAUGGGAGAAAGACGAUCCUGUAUUGAAGCUUUCAAAUUGUCAGGAUAUUGUGGUGGCAACGAUAAGAGUGUUGUGCUGUUGGCUUGCCGAAGAGACGUAUGCAUUACAGGACAACAUCGUUGAAAUCUUGCCUUUUGUUCUUGAUGUGUGUAAAAAGUCUGUCUCGCAGACAGCAUAUGGAAAAGAAAUAGCAGAGUGCAAGGUUAUUCACUUUUUUAUACCCCCUCUGUGUCAUCUCACUGCCGAAGACAAAACGCGAGAAAUAUUGCUCAAAAAUGAUCUUCUUCCACUGCUCUUCAAACACAUGGAUUUCUUAUGGGGAACUUUUCAAGAUAAACGAGUACCGGAAAAAGAAACGUCCCUCGCUACUCUUUGUGGCAUAUUUCUGAAUAUCGUUGUCCUCGAAUCUGAAUUGGUGGCUGAAACGGACGAGUUUUUCUAUUUUUUGAAAUUUCUUUUUAACACUCUGCCCCAGUUCACUCCCAAACUGGAAAUGUUACCGUUGAAGGCAAAUUUCUCGGUUUUGGGUUUAUUAAUAACGAGACAGUAUUAUAAAAGAGUUAAAACGUGCGAAACUAGUUUCUAUGGUUUUCUUUCGUCUAGUGUUAAGUUUUUGUGGGAUGCCCACAAUGCCGAAGAUAUAAACGGAGUGACUUCGUUUUGCAUUGUGAGGGAAUAUCGAGAAGUUUGGCGUGAAAUCAUGGAACUUUGGUUUCUGGGCAUGCAAGCACUGUCCACCCUACUUCCUCUAAUGCCAUGGAUAGCCGGAUUUCUUGUGGAAAGUGGUUGGCCACAACACAUCAUGUCGUCCUUUGCGAGGGUCGGGGAACGAGGAUUAGAAGGAAAUGUGAAGUCGACGUAUCAAGCUUUUCUGAGUGCUCUGGUUAAAGUCAGUGAUGAGGCAGUUAUGUCUCUUUUAAGUUGUGAUUCCCUCAAUGUCUGUAAAAAGCAUAAAUUAUCUGAACUUGAAUCAUUAAUGCUCAAACUUUCAAUUCAGUAAUGAUAUUUCCUUGUUGACGAUUUUUCAUUGAAUUAUUUUGUUGUUAUUUGUAGCUGUCAGCUUUACCGGAUUUUGCUUGUUUCUCACAAUUUUCAGAAAAUUCCAUAAAAUUAGGGGGGGGGACACUUCAAGAUAGAAUGUUUACUCAGCGCAUUGUUUGCUUGAGUACUUCUACAAACUUUAUGUCUUAAUUAUAGUAAUCAGUUUGAAUCUUUUUUUAUUGAAACAUUCUGAAAAUAUCAAUCUUUCCUUAUUCAGAAACCUCUAGUUUUAAAUUAAUUUGAAUAAUAUGUUAUAAUUAUCUAAAAUGAUUUCAAUAUCUGUUACUAUUCAAAAUAAUGAAUUCACAAAUAUAAUAAGCAUAAUAUUUAAAACAUUUAAUAUUCAUGUUUAUUUAAUGUCUAUCAUAAAUUUAAAAUAUUAGAGUAAAUUUCAAUUUGUAGUUAUUAGUAUAAAAUAGCUUUUGCAAUUUAUUAGUUUUUAAUAUUUCAAAAAAUUCUCAGUGUCUUAUAUAUUAAGAUGUUGCACAAUAGUUAGCAUAAAAUUUAUAUUAUUUCAUAAAAUAUACUAGAUUAACUAUAAUUUAUUUUUUAAUUUUAUACUUGCUAAUUUUAUGCCUAACUAACCUUAACUAAAACUAUCAUACUUAUUGAAAAUAAAAAUUAUAAAUGGUAAUUAAUUUAUUGUGGCACGUUUCUUUUUAUUUAAUUUUAUUAUUUUUAGUUAAUAAUUAAAAGAAUACAAUAGUAGAAAAUAUUUUACUAUUGGUAUCUGUUCACUCCUGUUACCUUUAUCAAGGUUUUUUUAACUUUCAAAAAAUUUUAAAAAUAUAUAUAUUAUGGUUUGCCCAGUUACCUUUCAAGUUGACAAGUUAUAUUUUUCGAGCUGGCCAAUACUUGGAAGUUGCCAAAACUUGGUGAAUGUUUUGGCAUAGAUAUCAAUAUGGUAGUAGAUUUAGACAGAUUUUAAUAGAAUUCGUGAUUUUUUUAAAAAAAUUUUAGAUUAAAAAAAAAACAGAUUUAUUUCUUUAAAUCAGAUUUUGUUUUAAUGCAUAACUUUAGUUUAGAAGUUAGUUUAAUUUCACAAAUAAAAUAUUAUUGAAAAAAAAAUCAUAACAAUACAUUUCAAACUGUUAUUUCUUCAUAAAAAAUAUAUUUUAUUGUGAAACAUAAUGCAUGAUUCAAAUUUAUUCAAUUUAGAAUAAAUAUUUAUCAUUAUUAAUUACUUAAAAGGUUAAAACAAAAUAAAUGGUCGUUAUUUUUCAAUCAGACUUGAUUUAUAACAGUAUUUUUGCUACUUUGUGCAUCUAUGUAAUGUUUGUACUCAGUGCAGUCUUUCCUCAAUAUUCAACUAAUGAACUAGUUCAUGUUUCUUUAAGUGGAGUGUUAUUGGUGAUUUUGUUUUGAGAACAAAAAAGUUUUUUUUAAAUUGUAUGUAGUUUCAUUAAAUCUAAUUGCUUUUGUUCUUUUAAAUUAAUAAAUUUCUUUUAAAAGCA
Molecule: messenger RNA, 3697 nt
Organism: Parasteatoda tepidariorum (common house spider)
Lineage: Eukaryota; Metazoa; Arthropoda; Arachnida; Araneae; Theridiidae
Gene: Neurochondrin
Product: neurochondrin
Biological process (GO): regulation of neuronal synaptic plasticity; neuron projection development
Cellular component (GO): dendrite
Source: RefSeq, a predicted model, not a curated record